CUCACUCAUUUGUCAAUUAAGACAAAAGUGAGACAUCCCCUCUCCCUCCAACCAUUGAGCUCGACCAGACCAUCCAAGGGAGAGAGAAGGAGCUUCAAAAUCACCUCCAUUGCUGCAAAUUUGAGCUCAAGCUUUAGUGCUCAAAGGAAGAAGAUUAAAGAGGGAAAAAGUUGGGAAAAGUGUGAACAAUUAAGGCACUUGUAAAGGGUAUUUCAAGUGAUUUCACAAAGUUGGAAAAAGUCGCCGGAGUUGUCGCCGGAGUUGACCGAAAGUCGCCGGAGUUUCACCGGAGUUCAACCAAGAAGGGUAGAACUUCAUAACGCUAAUUCAAGGUUGAAGCUAGGGCUUGCUACUUGCACCUUCUCACGGGUGGUAUCAUAUCGGGAAGACGUGAAAUGGAGGGCAGGCGAAUGGGGACCAGGAACAACCCGAGGGGGCAGACGCCGGUAGCAUCCCAAAGGGGAAGCCGGGCUGCAUCUCGGGGUUCAAGAGGAGGCCGUGGAGGUCGUGGAAGCCGUGGAGGUCAUCAAGCUCAAACUGUGAGUGAUGGCCAUGUAAGCUCGGUGUAUGAAACCAACACCGAGGACUAUGACUCGACCUACGUUCCAGAAACGGAGCAUGAGGAGACCCCGUAUGAUGGGGGUGACACAUACACCGAUGAUGAUGAUGAAGAGAGUGAUGCCAAGUUCGCCCAAAUGGGCGAAUUGCUUGAGUGGUAUCAAAAAGAAAAGCUGAGGAGAGACCUUAGGCGCCAAGCAAGGCGUGGCUCUCGCGGUGGUUCGGGUCAAGGAAGCCGGGGAGCUUCAAGGUCCACUCCCGUAGCGCCACAUGAUGGGCGUGAGGGAGGUUUUGUUGUGAGAAUCUCCAAGUACCUCAAGGAGGCUAGGGCCUUGGGGUGUAAGUCCUUUGACGGCACCGGUGACAUUACCGUUGCCGCCGACUGGAUAAAGAAGGUGAAGGAUGCGGCAAAAGACAUGCAAAUUUCACCGGACGUGAAGUUGACUGUUGCUUCACGGCUGCUUGAGGGGAUAGCUUCCACGUGGUGGGAGAGUGUAGAAGGAAAAUACCAUGGGGAGGUCUCGUGGUUGAACUUUGAGCAGGAAUUUUAUGACCAAUACUACACUGACUACGAGAAAAAUGUCAAACGUAGGGAGUACACCAACCUCAAACAGAAGGAGGGUGUUUCUGUUAAACAGUUGGAGCAAGAUUUUAGAACCUUGGCUAGGUUCUUACCGGAGUACGCGAUCAAUGAGGACCGCAUGUCAGAGCACUUUUGGGAUGCCUUACUCUUGGACAUCCGUGAUCGGGCUACGUACUCGCGCCACAUGACCUUUAGCGAGGUGGUGGAGCAGGGCCUUCUUGGGGAGGCUCAAUGGAACGAGAGAAAAGAAAGAGACGCCGAGGAGGCGAAAAAGAGAAAAUGGCAUAAUUCGGGGCCGCCCGAGCAAGCACGGAAGAAUAACCACGGCGGGGGUGGUGGUACGUUCAAGGCGCCGGCACCACCGGCGAAGAAGAACAAGGAUGCUCGGUGGCACGCAUCCUCCUCUCAAAAUACGGGGCCUCCUAAGUGUGCCAACUGUUCAAAGAACCACUUUGGGAAGUGCAACGCACCCCCGAGGUGUUAUCGAUGUGGGAACACGGGCCACAUGAAGGCCAAUUGCCCACAAUUGGGGGGAGGAGGAGCUCCGGGAUCCGGAGGAGGAACCAUGACGGGAAGAAACCGUGCGGGCCCGUCAAACGGCGGUAUGGGAAGGGGCGGUGCGUCCACAAGUCAUGCCGCGUCCGUCAACCAAGGUGGGACCCAAGCACGAGUGUACGCAAUGACCGAGGCGGAUGCGCGAGCAAACCCGGACUCCGUUGCAGGUUGAAGCUAGGGCUUGCUACUUGCACCUUCUCACGGGUGGUAUCAUAUCGGGAAGACGUGGUUCGUGCUUCCUUAUUUUCUUUCAAACUACUGAACACUUGCUCAUGGAUAUUUGCUCUACUAUAAACUAUUUUUGGGGCUUGCAUGCCCAUGUUGUUGGCCGGUUGUGGCUUAUGACUUACCGUUGAAUAUUUCCGCUAUUCAUUGGUUUAAAUGUGAUGUUGUUAUGUAUGUUUACUACUGAGUAUGGAUGGAUUAUAUUCUCGAACGCCUUGUGUAAUUAAGUGAGGUUGACUCGCGGGUGACGUCACUUGAUUAUACGGCGGUUGUACACGUGCUUGGAUUGCGGUCUGGGGCGUGACACAGCGGGCUUUUUACCGUUGGUUUCGAUGAUGAGCCACCAACCUCCCCCAAGCAGAAGAAGAUAAAGAGGAAGAGGUUGAGGAAGGCUGAUAAGGGCACAUCCUCUUCAUCAGCCCCCCUAGUCCCCGAAGUUCCUGAGUCCGUUCGGGAGGUAGAGCCUGUGCAGCAGGUUGCUCAAGAUCAGCAAACUCAUGCUGAUACGCUGAUGGAUCAGCUUUUUUCUGAUCAGCAGUCCCACCAUUUCUCUGCUGAAGAGGUGGCUGCCCAUCAGGCUGACUUGGCUAAUCAGUUCGAGCGGAUCUCCCUCUAUGAUCCUGCUCAUGAGAUGUUGGAGCGGGGUGGCUGUCCGGCGAGCCAGAUCUGGUCCACAUCAGGAUUUCUCAAUGGCCACAAUCUUCCCCCGAUACCGGUGGAGGAGGCCGAGGAGUGUAUUGCUCUGACUGUCCUGAAGGCGGGGAUAUACAGCCUGAAACUCAGAGAGGCCAGACAGGCAAAGGAACAAGGCCUGCUGAUGGCCAAGGAAACAGCUGAGCAGGCAGUGGAAGCUGAACGGCGAGCAUUCGCCGAAGAGCGGAGGAAACUGGAAGCUGAGGCUGGGGAGCUCCGUGUUAAAGUAGGCUCCCUCCAAGCCAUGAUUGUGGCAGCUGAGGCCGCUCAGGUCAAGUUUUCUGAAGCUCCUCCUCAGAUCCCGGACGGACCGGCCGAAAUGACAGUUGAUCUUUCCGCCGUUCGGGAUUCCUUCAAGACUUCAGAGGAGUUUCUGGCCCUGAAGGAGAAGUAUGCCACCGAACAGCUCCCCGCUGUCUUCGGGAGGCAUCUGGAGAAACUGGCCGGAGAAGAGCGCUAGAAGGAGGGGAUCAGGGUGCUUGAUCAGCAUCCUAUCACCAAGGAGUGGGCUGACAAUCUCGCCCGAGGGGUCUACAGCUCAGGCUGUCAACAUAUGCUCCAGCCUCUCCUCCCCCUCCUGGAAAAACACAUGGGCCGAGCGGUGCAAUCUUCUGACUUCCCCUCUGACCUCCAUCCGGGUCACCUGAACGCCCUGAUGGCACAGAUGAAAAAGUGCCGGCGAGCCCUGGGGAUGGAGGUGGAGCAGAUCGUUGAGGAGGAAGCUGACGAUGAAGAAGAUGAUGAAGAGCACCCCGAACAAUAGAUUAGACAUCCUCUUUAUCUGUACCUUCUUUUCCUUUAAUCAGUAUUUCUUUUGUACUUUCCGGCCAGUAGAGCCGAUGAAUAUACAACUUUUG
Cuscuta epithymum is the source of this 3471-nucleotide messenger RNA. NCBI's taxonomy places the organism in Eukaryota, Viridiplantae, Streptophyta, Magnoliopsida, Solanales, Convolvulaceae. The record is from the annotation of a GenBank genome assembly.